AGCUCAUUAGUAAGUUCAGUCGAGUAAGCGCAGUAGUUUAGCCGAUCAGUUAGGGGUUAAAAAAAAUAAGCAGAAAACGAGCAUUGUGGUCAGUACCUCCACACAGCCCGCCGAUAUUCUAAAAUAGAGUUCGUUUGUAUUUCACUAAGCUUUAUUUUAAGGGGUGUGUCCUCUGAAUGUAUUAUUUUGAUUGUGAACCUGACGUCAGCGGACAGCUGUGCGUACUGGCGCUUUCAGUGCAGGAUGUGCAAGGACAGCAGUCGCUUCACUGACCAGGCUGUUGUGGGGUUUUUUUCGUCCGCUGGAGAGGGAGGCAGGCACUGGGCUGUGUACCUUUAAGAGAGGGCGGAGAGAGUUAGAGCCCCGGGCUGUAUGUUGAGCGCAGCGCUGAGCCCGUUUAGGUAUCUCUUCGUUUUCUCUCUUCUGUUUUCUUCGUGCAGAUUUUACUGUGUUAUGUAUUAUUCAUGAAUGACGCCUGGAGGCGGGGUUUGUACCAAGUAUCAAUAAUAACAGCAGUGUCGAGGAGGCGGGCACGCUGACACUGAAGAUCCAUGUCUCCUCCAGAGUUGGCCUGAAACAUGAUAGAAAUGUCAUUUGACAAAGAAACUGUUUUAUCUUGUGAGGGGCAAAGAGACCCCACUUCCCAACAGCACUCAGAACUUAUUAGCAAUGAUGCCAGCUCUCCCCGUCCGUCCGGGAACACCACGGUUAUAAACCUCAGCAAAGAAGCCAGUGAAGGGGUAGGAAGUGAGACCUCACUGAAACACAGAGAAACCCCAGAAAACGAUAUUUCGAGUGAAAGUGGGGUUGUUGGGGUCGAAUCGUCUACAGAAACUCAAAAUGGCACCCAGCAGCCUAAACCUCAACAGCAGAAAAUCAAUAAGCGCCGCAGCACGUUGAGCGCUGGAUUCAAGCACCCCGGUUAUGGUAAACGACGACGACGUGCCAACUCUGAGAGCGAGUCCGUCCUGCCAACCAAUUUCCUGCUGGGCGGGAACAUUUUUGACCCACUCAACCUUAACAGCCUUUUGGAUGAAGAGGUGAACCGGGCUCUCAAUGCAGAGACGCCCAAAUCCUCGCCAUUGCCAGCCAAAAACAGAGACCCUGUAGAGAUCCUGAUACCCAGAGAUAUCACAGACCCCCUGAAUCUCAACUGCCCCAGUGCGGGGGACAGCAGUCUGCUGGUGUCUCCCUUGAAAAGUGGUGGAGGCAGGCGAAGACAUCGGAACAAGCACCACGGAGCGAGCGCUGGAAGAGUUUCGGGUGAAGGAAUAGUCACGCAGGUGGAUUUACCGGAGUCUAAUGGCUGUGCGUCAGGACAAGAUGAGGGAACAACAAUGCUGUCCUUAACGCGUUUGCACUUAGGCGCUGUGACAAACACGCUUGUUCUUGAGGACCAACCACUAUCGGACUCCACUCUUGAGGCUCAGUGUUCAAAUAAGCCUAAUUUAGCCACAAAUGGCGGUGAGGUGAAGGAGAAAACCAUUAACAUGUCAACCGCACCUUCAUCCACAAACCCCAUUAACCCUCCAUCCAGCAGGCAGCGCAAACGCAGGCGCGCCGGAAGCAGAUGCGAGAGUGCCGAUAGUUCAAAUAGCAUGAGAAAUUGGGGUCAGAGAUAUGGGAGACAUUUUCAGCCCUCUCACACCCCAGCAAUGGGCUCUUGUAGCGGAGCUGCUGAGAGGCCUCAACAGCAUCCAAACAAUUGGAGGUCACAGAGCAACAGCAACCAGCUCCCACAACAACCUAAAAAGAAGUUUCAGUAUGGCAACUACAACAAAUACUAUGGUUAUAGGAACCCAGGGCUGAGCGAGGAUCCUCGUAUCCGCGUCAUGGAUCCAGAAUGGUUCAGAGGGAAGGAGGUAUUAGAUAUGGGUUGCAACACUGGGCAUCUGACUUUAUCAAUUGCCAAAAAUUGGCGACCGGCGCGGAUUGUGGGUUUGGAUAUCGACACUGCGUUGAUACACGCUGCUCGGCAGAAUAUACGCCACUACCUCUCUGAGGUUCACAUGCAGCAGGCCCGGCGUUCUGGGGAGAAUGGGGAGGGAAAUCGAGGGGAAGGGAAGGAGGGGAUUGACAGGGAUUUAGUAGAAGAAAAGAGUCCGAGGAGAGGGAAGGACGAAGAGAGUUUUGUUGCGAGAGAGGAGAGGGAUGAGGAAAAAACUAAACUCGUGGACGAAGCGAAUGAAUGCAUGGUCGAAAAAGGAAUGGAAGUCGAUCGAGAAGAAAUGGAGAAUAAAACAACGGAGGCUGAUCGGGGAGAAACGAGUGGGAAGAUGGAAGACGAACCAUCGACAGGUCUCCCUGAUGGAAAGCGUUUAUUCCCCGUCUCGCUACGGAUCUCAAGAGGACCCAUAGCUGGCCCCCCUUUGCCUGAGAUGAUCACAAACAGUCUCCCUCCUGGAGAUUUCCCUGCCAACGUGACAUUUAUCAAGGGGAACUAUGUGCUGGAAAGUGAUAUGUUGCUGCAGACACAAAGGGAAGAAUAUGACGUGAUCCUGUGUUUGAGUGUGACAAAAUGGGUCCACUUGAACUGGGGAGAUGCGGGACUUAAACGGCUCUUCCAGAGGGUGUACAAGCACCUGCGGCCAGGAGGACUCUUCAUUUUGGAACCCCAGCCCUGGAACUCCUAUGGCAAAAGAAAGAAACUCACGGAGACCAUCUUUAAGAAUUACCACAGCAUCCGUUUAAAACCGGACCAGUUCUCCUCCUACCUGACUACUGAAGUGGGCUUCUCCAGUUAUGAGCUCAUCGGAACGUCACAGAAUUAUUCUAGAGGUUUUCAGAGACCAAUCUACCUUUUUCACAAAGGACCCUCACCUCAAAAGUGACGCCACCAGUUUAACCACCAACUCUGAGAAGAAAACGCAGGACUGGAUUGGAUUAUUAAAAACCAGCAUCUGAAGCCACUGGAGCAGUUUUCUCUGAAAGUAUGACUUUCGAUAUUUUGAACACUCAAAUGGAAUCUCAGUGGUGCUGAAUAAGAGAAAGAAAAAUUCAAGGACUGGACCGAAAUGUUCAAGGAAUGUUUUCCCUACCGAAGCGAGCCGUUUUUAACCCUCCUAAAGAAUGGUAUUGUAAACAAGCACAAAUUUAAAUCCAAUCAAAUCGCAUCAAGUCAUUUCUAAGCUCCUGUUGAACACAGUUCGUUUUAAAAUGCGAAUUCCUGAGCAACUCUGGCUUCCUUUCUAGCACACAAAACUGGUAAACGACCAUCUAGAAGCGAAAUGCUUAGUGGUUGGCUGCGUGAACGUUUUCUUUUCUCAAAAGGAAAAAUUACAGCAUGUUACCGGAUGUUCAGUUUUCAGAUUUUUAUUUUUUUGCUAUUUCGUUGUUGUUGUUGCUGCACUGUUGUAUACUACUAAUUCUUUACGUUUUGAAGAAAGCAUUGCUAUUAAAAUAGGAAGCUUUUGACAGUUUUAGCAUCUGUCUGGCCAUCAGCAAAUUUGCGGUCUGCAUGGCUGCCACUUAACAAACACCGAUAGCUUCAUUUGCAGUUUUGAGUUCUAUUGCCUGGCCUAACAGGAUCGUAAUUUUGUCCUUGGCAGUUUUGAAGCUGCAGGUUAGCUGAUAUGCUCUGAUAAAGUGUUAACCAAUCUAAUCUCCCUAAAUAAAAGUCCAGAAGGAUUUGAUUCCUUUUUGGUGUGGUGGGUCAUAGAGAAUGAUGUUUUUUUUUUUUUUUUUUUGUUCUUCUCAAUCUGUUUUGUUCUGAUUGUCCAACUGUUAAAGUUUAACAAAAACCGAGGUACAUUUUGUAAAAUGUUUGUUUGUCCAGAGUUCUUGUCACAACUGAGGUAACCUUGUUGUUGUUAGUUUUAUUCCUGUUGAAAGGUUUGCACUAAAGCGAGAGAAUAAAUUUGUCUCCCACAUUUGUAUUUUCUUGUGCAAAUGUAAAGUUGGUGUAUCUCUGAAAAGGGUUCUUUUCAUUCAAAGGACUCCUAGAAAUUGAAAAAUAAACUACAAAAUGAUGUGAAUCUG
Molecule: messenger RNA, 3978 nt
Organism: Puntigrus tetrazona (Sumatra barb)
Lineage: Eukaryota; Metazoa; Chordata; Actinopteri; Cypriniformes; Cyprinidae
Gene: mepcea
Product: methylphosphate capping enzyme a
Exons: 5
Coding region: 579-2831 (750 amino acids)
Biological process (GO): snRNA modification
Molecular function (GO): snRNA binding; O-methyltransferase activity; RNA methyltransferase activity
Source: RefSeq, a predicted model, not a curated record